AUGUGUUGCGGGAGCGCCAAUUGGAAGCGUGAAGAGGUUCCUGAUCACAAGUUUGACUUCAUUGACGUGCGCGACUUUCGCAACAAUGGUUGCUUUCAGCAGCUCAAAUACGUCUUUCUCUUUGUCAUGGUGGUCAAGUCAUUCGCAGUCUACGUCGCCGAUAUCUACACCGCCGUCACCUUGCUAGCCUUUGGUCACUUUAGUGGCAGUCUGUAUGACAAGGUACAAAAUGACCCUCAGAACAACUUUCGGGUCCCCAUCGCCUAUGGUCGUUGGAUCUUUAGCGGAUGCAUCAUUUUUUCCUUUUUGCUGCUCGCCUACGAAGCACACAAAUCGCGCGCCAUCGUGAAGAGCCGAGACAUCAGCUACGCAUACACCAACGUCAUGGCCAACAACUACUACUCAUUGCGCAGCUACGACCAUUUUUGCUUCUUCGACCACAUCAAUGACAGUAAGAAGAAGAAGGAUGAGCUUGCCUUUUUUAUCUUCUUCACCUUCAAGGGUUGGAAGCGUCUGCUGGUCGCUGAUGGUCCGCGUCAGGUCAUCAAUUUUUUCACUCUUUAUGGCCUCGGAUCGUUCGCCAAGUGGAGCACAGAUCCAUAUGACUACUACGAGGGCAACAUCUUUACAGGCAUCAUGAUCCUCUCGAUGCUGUUCACCGUCGCCGUGUUUGCCGGCUCGCUCAUCCUGCUCAUGCUCGCAGGUAUCGCCUACAUUCCUCUUCUAUGCUACAUCAAGGGCAACCUCAAAGAAUACUGCUGCCAUAAAGUGGACAAGCGUGUCACUGAGCUUGUUCACCUCAAAAAGAAGCAGCGUCUCGCCAAGGUCGCCGAGAUCGCUCGCAAGGAAGCUGCAGGCGACUUUUCGCAUCUCAUGAACAAGAAGGGCGAGAUGGUAGGGCGGGCCAUGGCACAACCCACAUUGCCCACGGUAGAUGUCGAUCUGCUCAACGAUGAGAAACCCGUCAAGUCGGGACCUCUGCAACGCAACAACAGCGUCGGCAGCUCCGUACAGGGCAAUGGCGCAGGCUACUACGGACAACCGGGUGUGCCUGGAUACCAGUCGCCAGGCUUUGGGCCAUCACAGUUCUAUGGCGUCAAUGCGCCCUCGAGCCACAGCUUAGGCAUUGACAAGCCCGAGUAUGCCAGCACAGCCAACUUGAUCUCCAACGCCGGUCCAGCAGGGGACGAUCUUGCACCGGGCAUGUCCCACGUCACUUUCGAGGCAAUGGCGGAUCGGAUGGGUCCCAUCGGAACGAGUCCGAUGAUGUUUGCGCAGCGCGUUGGUGGCGGUGCAGGCAGGAUUUCGCCUGCACUGUCGUCAGCACAAGCUCGGGAAGAUCCCUACAACUCCCAUGCGCCUGGGCAGCGAGUACUCCUCGACGCAAGCAAUGGAGGCAAGUCUCAGCACUCGGGCGCCAAUGGCGAGGCAUUCGAAAUGUAUGGCAGACAGAGUCCCCACCCAGAUGCAUCCGCCAAGCGAAACGAUUCUCCCUACAGCUCGCAAGGUCUCGAUUAUCCACCUCCGCAGGGUACGCACGGAGUAGAAGGCCUCGACUACCCGCCGCCGCCACCGCCUGAUCUUUCGUCCUAUGCUCCAUACGUGGAACAGAAUCAGUACAACCAACAUCCACCCGCCGUCGAGAUAUCCGCGGCGCCUCCGAGCUCAGCACAAGUAGGCGGCAGCAGACACCUUGCCGUUGGCUAUCGCACUGACGGCUUUGGAGAUGAGCUCCAUCCCGAUCGAUACAGCAACAGUAAUGGUGCCAGGUCAGCAGCCAACUCAUCGACUCACAGUCCGAGCACCAGCGUUGGCGGCCUCGAUGAUGUCUACGAUGCCUACUACCACUCGCACGAACACUCACCUGUCAUCACAUCCGAGCAGCGACAUAGCUACAUGAUGAGCGACUAUCCUAAUCACGGUGGCGUUAACCAAUACCAACAGCACAGUCAGCAAUAUCAUCACAGUGCCGGCAACGAUGACAAUGGCAGCAGUUCCGAACAGUAUCAAAACCCUCGGGACGGCUACGGCGACCAAUGGUCGCAUUCAAGGCCCACUCCCCAUGCGUACGCCGAUCAAUAUGCUGAUCCGUAUAGACAAGGCCCUUCUCAGCAGGGCUAUUGA
Molecule: messenger RNA, 2124 nt
Organism: Mycosarcoma maydis (corn smut)
Lineage: Eukaryota; Fungi; Basidiomycota; Ustilaginomycetes; Ustilaginales
Exons: 1
Coding region: 1-2124 (707 amino acids)
Biological process (GO): potassium ion transmembrane transport
Cellular component (GO): plasma membrane
Molecular function (GO): potassium ion transmembrane transporter activity
Source: RefSeq, a predicted model, not a curated record